This is a messenger RNA of Mizuhopecten yessoensis (Yesso scallop), 3579 nucleotides long. RefSeq names its product sodium- and chloride-dependent glycine transporter 1-like. NCBI's taxonomy places the organism in Eukaryota, Metazoa, Mollusca, Bivalvia, Pectinida, Pectinidae. Gene Ontology annotation, biological process: sodium ion transmembrane transport. Gene Ontology annotation, cellular component: membrane. The record is from RefSeq and is a predicted model, not a curated record. The transcript is spliced from 16 exons. Bases 756 to 2714 code for a protein of 652 amino acids.
UCGCAGCGGAGCGAUUACAGAGAGUGUGUCCUACCUACCGAAUUGCACUGAUCCAUGAAAACGCCAGAUUACAACGGUACACAGCAGUCGCGUACCAUACCAGGAUUGAUUGUAAGUAUCAAUGAAACCAACGUAUCUCAUCGGUCACGAAUUUACCAUACACUGAACAACAGUCUGUCCGAUACUGAUACAAAAGAUUCCAUUAAUCAUCCGGGUUUAUAUGGACCUUGUUUAAUCGCUAAGAGUGAAGAGUCACAAUUCCUGUUAUUCUGUCACAAACAAAGCUCAAGCGCUGUGAUUAGAAAUUUGAUUCUGAGAGAAGCAGAUGGAGUUUAAUUCUUGGCAUAUUUAUCUGUGAUGGACAUUGUGUCCAUAGAAAGCUGUUACCCCAGUGACGCUACCCAUAGAGGGACUACAGGGAUAUUGAUGACAGAGAUAUUCUAGUCAACAAAGUAGUAACUUCCUUGUAGAGAGUGAGUCAAGCUGCAGAGAGAAACCAUUACAGAAUACGAUUGAUUGGUGGAAUUUCCUAUAGAGACUGUAGUUUGUAAAACCUUUAACAGCGAAAAUUGAUGAAUAAAUAUUCCUAUAGCUAGCAGAGAAAGUGAUUUGAAAGAUCCCAUAGAAAGAAGUUAUUUCUAUAGAGUUUGAUACCAUCAAGAUUUGUUCCAAUAUAUAAUUUGUUUGCAUGCAUCAACAUUGUAACCAGUAAUUAUAACUGGCAUAUCAACAAAGUUUUACAAAGUUGAGCUAGGAUGUCAGAAAAGGGAGCGAUGGAUAGACAAGAAAACGUCAGCACUGGAAGCGACGCUUCGAGUGGGGAUGAGAAUGUGGAGCGCGGCAACUGGUCACGGAAGAUGGACUUCAUGUUGUCAUGUCUGAGUUAUGCUGUGGGCCUUGGUAACGUUUGGAGAUUCCCCUAUGUCUGCUACAGGAAUGGAGCAGGGGCGUUUUUAAUCCCGUUCAUCAUCAUGCUGUUUGUGACGGGAAUUCCCCUGGUUUUUAUGGAGCUGUCCUUCGGUCAGUAUGGGAGCUCGGGAGUGGUGUCUAUAUGGAAAGCCUCGCCAAUAUUUCAGGGUAUUGGCUGGGCUAUGUUCAUUGUGUCGGUAUACAUCUGUAUCUACUACAACAUGAUCAUCGCCUAUACUCUGUAUUACCUGUUUGCUUCGUUUACUGCUAUGUUGCCGUGGAGUGAAUGUGGAGAAUGGAGUACCAGUGCCUGCAGUGGAGGAUCCCGCUUUGCCAUGAAGAAUUGUUCCGAGCACAGUGGGUCUUGGUGUAACGAUGAGUGCUACAAUCUGUCUACUCUGAACCAAACGUACAGGCAGAUCCUGGAGCCAAACUGUACUGAACUCGCUAAGGGCGUGGACUUCCGGUCCCCCAGUGACGAGUAUUUCCAUGUGAGUGUGCUGGGUAUGACAUCAGGUGUACAUGCUAUGGGCACCAUUAGGUGGGAGCUAGUUGGCUGCCUGGCGUUGGCCUGGGUACUGGUUGCCCUCUGCCUAGCCAAGGGCAUCAAGACAUCUGGCAAGGCGGUUUACUUCACAGCCUUCUUUCCCUAUAUCGUACUUCUGAUCCUGCUGGUGCGGAGCCUCACUCUGGACGGAUCUGUGGACGGUAUCAUCUACUACCUUACCCCCCAGUGGGACAAGCUUCUCAGUGCAAGGGUGUGGGGUGAUGCUGCUGUGCAGAUCUUUUUCUCACUGUCUCCUUGCUGGGGCGGCCUCAUCACUCUCGCCAGCUACAACAAGUUCCACAACAACACACUACAAGAUGCUGUGAUCGUGUCCAUCCUGGACUCCGUCACCAGUGUGUUUGCUGGAUUGGUCAUCUUUUCAAUCAUCGGUUACAUGGCUAAGGAGCUCCAGCAGCCAAUCGACAAGGUGGCAAGUGAAGGGGCAGGCUUGGCAUUUGUCGUGUAUCCAGAAGUGGUGACUAAGUUACCCAUCUCACAGCUGUGGUCCAUCCUCUUCUUCGCCAUGUUGAUAACCCUAGGUCUUGGCACACAGAUUGCCACGGUGACAACAGUACACACGACCCUGCUGGACCAGUUUCCACAGCUGUUCCGACGUGGUCAUCGGAGUCUACUACUGCUUGUUGGGAUAGCCGUGGGCUGUUUCCUUGUCGGACUUCCCUUCUGUACGCAGGGCGGGAUGUAUGUGCUACAACUGUUUGAUAAUUAUGCUGCCACCUACUCUCUCCUCAUAGUGGGGCUUACAGAGUGCUUCGCCAUAGCCUGGGUGUAUGGGGCAGAUAAGUUCAUGACAGACAUACAGUUGAUGACGGGGAAUCGGCCUCACAACAUGUGGAAGUACAGCUGGAUGUUUGUGGCUCCUGUGGCUUUACUGUUAAUCCUGCUUUUUACCUGGAUCGACUUCAAACCAACAAAAUACGACUUGUACAUUUUCCCGUCCUGGGCUGAAGGUUGCGGCUUCAUAAUAGGCUUCUCCUCUGUCAUCCUCAUCCCGAUAGUGGCUUGUUACAAGGGCUAUAAGGCACACUCACAACAGCCCAACAAGUCUCUAAAGAGAUUGUCAAAAGUCUUGCCGCCUCCACGGAGGACUGGGGCCCUGCCCUUAAGGAGCACAGAACCCAGAGGCAGGAGUUGUACAUCAACGGAGAGACAUUUGAGUCUCAAGUACCCCUCACUCGGCCAGCCCUCGAGGACACCAAGUGCUAACACCUAUAACGAAUUCCCCAUGUGCCACAUGUGACCUUUGCCAGAAGCUGCCUACCGGCCUGUGGAACAACUGUUUUACUGACAAUUACUAGCUCAAUCCAUUAUUUGUAGCAGUGCCAGUCCUCCGUCCUACAACUGUCAGCGCUGUCCGUUCAUCUAACACAUUCCACAGACAACUGUCUGUUCCAUUAUUUUGUCACAUAGCUCUUGGAACCGUCCGUCCCACACAUUCCCCUGACAACCGUGUUCUGUUCCUAGGCAACUACCUGUGCACUGCCUCAGUCUCAUAAAUGUUAGCACUGUCCAUUAAGCUUCAUUAAGCUUCACAACAUAGCCUGGCGACUGUUUUCAUCCUCAUCCUCCUCUAUGUAGUCAGGAUGUUGUACGAGAUACAUGAUGAUCCGCAUCAUUAGUCAUCAAUCAUUGUUUUUUUGUUUAUUAAAACAUUGAGAUUUAUGACACAGAUCUGAUAGUAUUCAUCUGGAAUGGUAUAUAAUCUACAAAGGAUAGUUUGAUCAACCAUGGGUUAUAAUGGUAAUUUUGAUCUGCUAUGAUCAGUGAUGUGUGGAUCUGCUAUGGUCAGUGAUGUGUGGAUCUGCUAUGGUCAGUGAUGUGUGGAUCUGCUAUGGUCAGUGAUGCGUGGAUCUGCUAUAGUCAGUGUUGCAUGGAUCUGCUUUGAUCAGUGAUGUGUGGAUCUGCUAUUGUUGGUUCUGCAUUAAACUGCUAUAGUCAUUGCUGCGUGGAUCUGCUAUUGUCGGUUCUGCAUUGAACUGCAUGGAUCUGUAAUGAUAGCACUGUCUUGAGCUGCUAUUAUCAGGGCUGCGCGGAUGUAGUGAUUACUGCGUGGAUCUGCUAUAGUCAGUGAUGCUAGAUGUGCUAUAGUGCUGCGUGGAUCUUCU